This is a messenger RNA of Ornithodoros turicata, 2559 nucleotides long. Its product is annotated as neprilysin-2-like. The transcript has a single exon. The coding region runs from base 1 to 2559 and encodes 852 amino acids. NCBI's taxonomy places the organism in Eukaryota, Metazoa, Arthropoda, Arachnida, Ixodida, Argasidae. The record is from RefSeq and is a predicted model, not a curated record. Gene Ontology annotation, molecular function: metalloendopeptidase activity. Gene Ontology annotation, biological process: protein processing. Gene Ontology annotation, cellular component: plasma membrane.
AUGGCAACGGAAAGCGGACUGAUCGUCGGCGGGAACCUCGCGAGAAGGGAAAGCGAGAGCAGCGACAGGACGUUGCCAGCUGCGGAGGGCAACGAGGAGGUUCCCGCCGUCGCCGCUACUGCUCCACGACAGAAAGUUGCGGCCCAGACAAAGCGACUGGAGCGUUACAGGGAAUGGGACCCCUUCGACAUUCCACCUCCCAAGGAAAGAGUGAUUGAAAUACGCCACUUCCAGCAGGCUGCACGGGACGUCAAGACCACCCCAUGCCUCUUGUUACUGGGGAAUAUAUCAGCCUUUGUGUUUCUCAUCAUCACGUCCCAUCUCGCGAAGCACUUGUUCGCGCCCACGGUGUCGAGCACACAGAGUGUCCCAGAAGAUACAACACCGCAGGUCAUAGAAACAAUCCGAGAACAUAGAACGUGUAAUCAUUCGCGAUGCGGAGCCAUGGGACACGCGCUCAUGUACAGUCUCAAUGACGCCAUCUCGCCCUGUACCAGCGUCUGGGACCAUGCUUGCACUGGAUGGAUCAAAACGCCUGAACCGUUGUACCGUAAGGUGAUUCUUGGCUCCACAAAUUUCUACUUCGAGGACAUGUACAAGGAUAUGCAGAAAACCCUCCUGACCAUGAAUGUGGCCACACGCACGCCCAACGCAAUGCAGAAGGCAUCUCUCUUCUACCAGAGCUGUCUUCGGCACAAUAUGACAAAUAUUGAUAAAUUGGAUGAACUGAGAACAGUGUUCAACGGAUAUUCUAUGAGAAAUUGGCCUCACAUAACAUUUGCUGAGGAUGUCCUCGACACUGUUCUUCCCAGGCACCUACGUGACACUCAAGAUAAUGCAAUUUUGGCCAUAAGAACUGCGAACUAUGUUCCCGUAGCACCGAUUAUAGAAACAGCUCACCCUGUCAACAAGACAGUCUUCCUUGCCUUGGAUUGUCCGUCGUUCCCCAUGCCUCAUUACGUCUACACGCAGGCCAGAAUGGGUCAUAUGCGGGAUCGCUACUACACCUACAUGAAGGAGGCAAUCACCAGAUACUCUCCGAAUGUCAGCAAUGCUACGAUACGCAACAUAAUGGCCUUCGAGAUAAACCAGGCGUACGUGGUUCGCAAGCGCUGCUAUAGAAGACGCUUCAAGCGGGUUUCCGUCAGAAUCUUGACUAGAGACGUACCAGGAGUCGACUGGGUCACGUUUCUCAAUGAGGUUAUUGGAUCUAGAUCAUUGUUCAAGGUUAACAAGUGGACGGUGAUAUUAAUACGGUCGACGACAUACCUACGCUACGUGGCUAGUUUGAGGCAAGGACCCAAAAACGUGAGGGCAGUUAACUACAUCGGUUGGCGUUUGCUUCACCUUUUUGGGCGGCACGCGUCCACAGAGCUACGUCAUUACGAAGACACUUUCAAAGAAGUCGACAACGCGCGUCAAGGGCACGGACAGGAGUGCCUAAUGGUGGCCAACGACGUUAUGCCCAUUGCUGUCGGCAGAGUGUACGUGGAAGUGCACGCUCGAAUCAAGACGUUCAUUAAGGUCAACGCAAUGGUACGAAGUAUACUCUUCAGCUUCAAGCAUAUGCUCUCUGAAGCGUCUUGGAUUCUUGGUGGAGAGCUCCAAACUGUCUUUGCCCACAUUGAUGGAAUCCGAACGAUGGUCGGUAUUCCACCCUGGAUUGCAAACGACACGCUGCUCAGAGAGUACUACAGUGAUCUGGUCAUCGAUCCGUACGACAAUUCCUUCUUUGGGCUGCUAGUGAACGCCACUGCGCACGUCGCACGAAAACGUUUUACGGCCCUCGACAUCCAAGAAAAUAUUAUAUCUGGCACAGACGAUGAGAGAAAGAAAGCUGAAGGAACGACCACCAUCAGCAUCACGCACCUGCACUCUUUCAUCUUUCCAGCCAGGAUAGUAGACCUGAAUCUCCACAGGUACAACCCGCGUCAAUCUCUCCUGUACGAUGUUGUGGACAACGUUAUUCUCCUGCCGGCUGGCAUUCUGCAACCACCAUACUUCGAUCCGAACGUGCCGUACGCUCUAAACUACGGCGGACUCGGCGUGCUCCUGCUGCACGACAUUAUCACCGAAUUCUUUCGUUUCUAUUUCGACAUUUUUAACAACAAGUGGAGGUCAAAAGUUAAGUGCAUCAAUGAUGUCGUAUACAGCAAGAGGGAAGACUCAAGCGGCGGAGUCGAAGGAGAACGGGACACGUUCACCGCUGCCUUCACUAUGAUGAUGGUGCGCCUUGCAUACAACGCAUACCACGACUACAUGGAUGUCGACGACGAUGACGUCCUCUCCGGUGUCUGGCCAGGGGUCAAUCCUGACCAAAUGUUCUUCCUCUCGGCAGUGAGGACUAUGUGUUCCCUAACGCGCGACAAACACUGGGCGAAGCUCAUGAAGGGAGGAACGGUCGCGGCGAAUCGGUUACCGCUUCUAGAGAAGAUCCAACUUGCCCUUCAGGGCUUAGCAGAACUCCACGACGCAUUCCACUGCAGCAGGGAUAAAAAAGGCGAGUUCUACAUGUGUUUCGAAGAUGAUCCCGUCCUGGGCGAACGGAAACCCAUUUGA